This is a messenger RNA of Morchella importuna, 1824 nucleotides long. RefSeq lists its product as uncharacterized. Gene Ontology annotation, cellular component: nucleus. The record is from RefSeq and is a predicted model, not a curated record. Bases 1 to 1824 code for a protein of 607 amino acids. The transcript is spliced from 7 exons. Gene Ontology annotation, molecular function: copper ion binding; DNA-binding transcription factor activity, RNA polymerase II-specific; RNA polymerase II cis-regulatory region sequence-specific DNA binding. Gene Ontology annotation, biological process: positive regulation of transcription by RNA polymerase II; intracellular copper ion homeostasis; intracellular iron ion homeostasis. Lineage: Eukaryota; Fungi; Ascomycota; Pezizomycetes; Pezizales; Morchellaceae.
AUGGUCGUGUGGGAAAAUGCUGGAAACCACGAGGAUUGUCGGUCAACUGGUUGGUUAAAUCUGGGGGCAGUCAGAAGAGCCUCAUCCAAGAAUUUCCCAGUCCAUCUUGUGGCACACGUCGCAACCCGCUGUCACGAUUCAGUGGACUCAUCAUCUUACUCUCAAGCUACUGCCUUCGAACGACCUGUCAACCAUCAAGAUGCCGAUGAUGAGAGGUGUAAAGUUUGCCUGAUAGAAACGUUUGCUGAUGGCCCCGAAAGCGAACCCUGCAUACGGGGACAUCGCUCAUCAAAGUGUAAUCACAGCGACCGAGUGCUGGUACAAGUUCGAAAACCAGGCCGACCGUUAAGCAGUUGCCCACACACCCUGUCAUCAACCUCCCCAGGUACCUUUGUCCACACCCUGUCCAAUGGAGAGGAUUCUGGGGGGAACAGGGCUGGAAGCUCUGCCAGGGUGAGCUGUAGUUGCGAUGUCACAUCUGUCGCCAUACCGAAGGUUGCCUCUUGCGCUUGUGGAACACCGAAGCCGCAGGAGCCCCCGCCUAGACUGCCCCCGCCAUCAUUGGUAGCUAUAACUGCUGCUACAAGCGAUUCUGGGUCGACGAUAACAUCGCCCAUGUCACCAACAUUCCCCGCGAUUGUAUCGGCCAGUUCGUCCAAUAAUGGCCCUUCAAAUAAAGUUGUCAAACCACAACGGCUGAAAAAAAGUGGUCAGGCAAGAAAAGGGAGUGUGAAUAUAGGGGAGGUCGCUCUUGAACAACUACUCGAGCAAGAGAGGGAACGCAGUAGCAGUGCUGAGUCUUUAAAGAUGGGAAGUACAGCUAAUAGCUGCCGGGGCAUGCCUGGUACAUCAAGAGAGGAUGGUUCUGCUGAAGGAGAUUCGUUGCGAGGGUUUGCAGGACUUCCGACAAGUCCUGGACAUGGGGGAGAUAUCAAUGGAUUUCGUCCACCACACGAUUUUUCAAAGUCACAAAACGGAAAUAUGUUCUUGGAGGGCAUAAAACCGUCAGAAAGCAAGCCGGACAUGCCAGCUGUAACUCACAAAACAUUGUGCUCAGAUGUUCCAAACAUGUGGAUGUAUCCUACAAUUAACCCUGCGAUCACGCCUCAAGAAUUUGCAUGGUUACAACAGCAAAGAGCGGCUGGCGUAUUUGGACCACAACCACAGCUGCCUGGGCAUGCAUUGGUGCCCCCAAUGAGUAAUUCACCAGUCGCCAACACCGCUUUGGCCAACGGCUGGGAACACAGCUGUCAUUGUGGGCCUGAGUGCAAUUGCCUAGGCUGUGCAACACAUCCAUUUAAUCGGAGGACGGUGGAGCAUGUACGGGAGAUGCAGUCGUUCAUGGCCGUAGACAAUGGAUCUCUGAGUCCGCAGUCACACCCGAAUCCUACAAACCAUAACCAUCCACAAGGCCUUGUUCAACAGCUUUCGAACCCACAACCCCAACCAAACAGUUUUGAAGCGAAUGGGAUGUCGCUUUCGUCGCCUGUAGCAGGUGCACCAUCGUCAGGCGCAUGCUGUGGAACUAGAGCAAGUCCUGCGAAGCAGAUUUCACCUGCACCGGAGGAGGGGGACAUAGGCCCCGAUGGAAGCCCGAAUGGCACCCCAAGUGGCACUGACGGUGUUGAUGAGCUCUCGCCAAGCAAUUUCCUAUACUUUGAUUAUCCGCUCGGAAUGUGCGCGCAGACUGAGGCUGGGUGCAAGUGCGGCGAGGGAUGCACUUGUGUUGGCUGCAUCACACACGGAGGGCAUGAUGGCGUGGAGUUGGAAGCCCCUGUACAGGCGCCAGAGUGGGAAGCAUGGGGGAUAGAAGAAGGCACCUGA